Puntigrus tetrazona (Sumatra barb) is the source of this 1447-nucleotide messenger RNA. It is a transcript of the gene capgb, whose product is annotated as capping protein (actin filament), gelsolin-like b. The transcript is spliced from 9 exons. NCBI's taxonomy places the organism in Eukaryota, Metazoa, Chordata, Actinopteri, Cypriniformes, Cyprinidae. Gene Ontology annotation, biological process: actin polymerization or depolymerization; barbed-end actin filament capping; actin filament severing. Bases 160 to 1197 code for a protein of 345 amino acids. Gene Ontology annotation, molecular function: actin filament binding; phosphatidylinositol-4,5-bisphosphate binding. Gene Ontology annotation, cellular component: cytoplasm; actin cytoskeleton. The record is from RefSeq and is a predicted model, not a curated record.
CUUUUUUAGCAUCCGUUUGUUUAGGCAGGGGUGUAUUCAAGGGGGCCGGGCCAGAAGUAAUGCAGGAAGUGAUUUUUGUACAUUUUUCUCUCCUCCACAAAUUCUCUUCCUUUCUUUGUCGAAACUCUGCGGGGUUCUCCAGCUUCGACAGCAGCAAGAAUGCUCCCAUUCCAGGCCGCUCCAGGACAGUUUGGGGAUGAGGUCAGACAGCCAGGACUGAGAUGUUGGCGAGUGGAGAAGAUGAAGGCUGUUCCUCUCGCCCAAGCUGAGGUGGGGGCUUUCUUCAACGGUGACUCCUACCUUGUGCUGGACAACCGGGGUGACCAAGGAGCAGACCUCCACAUGUGGAUCGGAGAGAAAUCAUCUCGUGAUGAGCAGGUAGCUUGUGCCAUGUUAGCUACACAGCUGGAUAACUUCCUGGCUGGAGAUCCGGUCCAGCACAGACAAGUUCAAGGCUACGAGUCCCCAGAGUUCAUGAACCUCUUCCCCCGAGGUGUCAGCUAUAAGGAGGGAGGUGUGGAGUCUGGCUUCAGGAAAUCACAGUCUGGAUCUGGACCCGUUCAGAGGUUAUACCAAAUCAAAGGGAAGCGUAACAUCAGAGCCAAAGAAGUAGAUUUGAGCUGGCAGAGCUUUAACAAAGGAGACUGCUUUAUACUUGACCUGGGCGAGACGAUUGUGUCGUGGAUAGGAUCUCAGGCAAACAUCUUUGAGAAGCAGAAGGUGAGGGAGAUCGCCACAUUGAUCAGAGACACAGAGAGACACGGUAAAGCCCAGAUCACUAACAUCAAUGAGGGAGAAGAGACCCAGGAAAUGCUAAAGGUACUUGGUCCAGUGCCAGAGUUGAAAGAAAGCACUCCAGAGGCGGACAGCCAAGCAGAUGCAUCCAAUUCUGCCUCCCUCUACAAGGUUUCAGAUGCAACGGGGACGAUGAAGUUGUCCAAGGUAUCUGAGAAAAGUCCAUUUGCCAAGGACUUGCUGGUUCGUGAUGACUGCUUCAUCCUGGACAAUGGGGCCAAUGGAAAAAUCUUUGUUUGGAAAGGAAGUGGAGCCAACGCAGAAGAGAAGAGGGCCGCUCUGAAAAUGGCAGAUGACUUCAUUCAGCAAAUGAAUUACCCCAAGAUGAAAACACAGGUGGAGAUUUUACCACAGGGCAGAGAGACUGUUAUCUUCAAACAGUUUUUCCAAAACUGGAAUUAAAUUAAAAAAAUUAAAAAAAAUUUCAGUGAAUGAACUGCACUCUACUAGCUGUCAAAAGACCGUCACUUACUUCAAUAAAUCAGAGAUGCUACAUUAAACAAAUGUACAGUUUUAUUAAAUAAGAUCAGCUUCUAUUCUGGGAGGGUUGCAGUAAUAAUGCAUGAGUGAGAGAGGCUUUAAUAAAUGUCUGUUACCAUAUUUUUAUGAUUUUCAAAGGCCUUUAUAUUGCUAAAUAAAAAUGUUGAACUCG